Fusarium vanettenii 77-13-4 is the source of this 222-nucleotide messenger RNA. RefSeq lists its product as uncharacterized. Lineage: Eukaryota; Fungi; Ascomycota; Sordariomycetes; Hypocreales; Nectriaceae. The transcript has a single exon. Gene Ontology annotation, molecular function: catalytic activity. The record is from RefSeq and is a predicted model, not a curated record. Gene Ontology annotation, biological process: nucleoside metabolic process. The annotation marks the transcript as partial.
AUGAAGUCGGAAAGGCAGAGAGACGAGAUCGCGAAAAGAGAAAAUACUAUCGCUUUUGAGAUGGAGGGCGCGGCAGUAUGGGAAACCUUCCCCUGCUUGGUGAUCAAAGGAGCUUGCGACUACGCAGAUAGCCGCAAGACAAAAUCGUUUCAGCGGUACGCGGCAGCAACAGCGGCAGCAUGCACAAGGGCGUUUUUGGAUAGUUUGGUGUCCUCGGAGAGG